AUGUUUGAAUUUCAUCUAUUACGAUUAAUAUAUAAUUAUUUUCGAUUAAAAUUCACCUCAUUAAAUCUAUAUGAUUCUCGAUCAACAGAUCCAACAACAGUGCAUCAUGAAAUUCUCUCUACUCGUUUAUUUACUUUUCUAUUUGGAGCUUCACUUGCUAUACUCACCAUCUUCACUUCUUUUCGUCCACAAACGACACUUCAAAACAUUCAAUCACCAUCUAUAUUUGAUUAUGAACGCCUUCUAAAACAAUACCCGAACACUGUUCAAUGCCCAUGUACAUUUAUUUCGAUACCUUAUGAAACAUUUAUCACUAUUGAAACGUCAUUUCAUCAAGUCUGCUCAAUCGCUAAUGAAACACUACCCGGCAUUGUUAUUGAUUGUUUACCACUUCAAGCGAUAUACGCUUCAUCAUUCGAAUGUUUCUAUAAUCAAUCAUGUCUCAACAUGUUAUUUAAAGCCUAUUCAAAUAAAAUGGAUAUUCAAAUACUUAAUAAAUCUUUACCAAGUCGAUUUCCAUUAACUGCAAGCAUUAAAACACUCAUUGAUGACUUAUUCAUCGAAAAAAUGAUGAUUCAAACCAAUUAUGAUCUUUAUUUUAAUGCAUGUAGAUCAGUUUACUGCAGUUAUACUUAUACACAACGAUUCCAUUGGGUCUAUGCUAUUACGACUCUAAUCGCUCAAUAUGGAGGAUUAAAUACAGCAUUUUAUAUUAUUACACCUUAUUUGAUCGACUUGCUACUAUUCCUGAAGAAAAAAAUAUUAAGAAACAAUCGAACUCAACAGGAUGAAGGUAAGUAUUCAAAUAUAUCUGAUAACGAUGGACUCUAUUGGGAUUCAUUAACCGUGUUCAUAUUCCAGUGUAUGCACAUUGCAUGUAUAUAUUGA
Rotaria sp. Silwood2 is the source of this 888-nucleotide messenger RNA. Lineage: Eukaryota; Metazoa; Rotifera; Eurotatoria; Philodinida; Philodinidae. The record is from the annotation of a GenBank genome assembly.